AUGGUCCAUCACGACAUUGUUAAGACAUUUCUCAUACCCAGCUCCUUGGUUUAUUUUUACAAGGCUUCCCUUCUAUACGAGUCGGUUCCAGCUGCGCGCAUUGACGUCUCUCAAACGCUUCCGCUGCCAAAUUGGUAUCCUUUCAAUUCGCCGAUUUUGUUGAACCGAACGCAGCCGCCCGAUUGCCACAGCGCUACCUCUUGCUCUCAGACGCCUGUCUUCUUUCGGUUUUACCUGCGUGCUUCCAACUUCGCUCAUGGUCCAACUUUUCCGUCCCCAGUGCUUUCAAUUUCUAUGUCAGACUGCAAUGCAUCGCUUGGGCAAUUUGGUUUGGCGACUGUCUACUUUCCCUGGGACAACCAAGUAUAUCACAUGAAGUUGCGUAAAAACGAGGAGAACAAGAUUGUUUUGCGGUCACUCUCCCCGCAGAAAUUUCGCCCUGAACUCUCGGAUCCCUAUGUCGAUGUCAUUCUUGAGCCCACCUGUCAGUCGGCCGAUGUAACUGUGUAUUACUCCUUCUCCCAGUGGCUUUGUCAGGUAAAUGAAUCCGUCUUAAGAAGGCUUUUCGCUGGCAUGUGUACAUGCUUUAUUUAA
Molecule: messenger RNA, 594 nt
Organism: Dibothriocephalus latus
Lineage: Eukaryota; Metazoa; Platyhelminthes; Cestoda; Diphyllobothriidea; Diphyllobothriidae
Source: the annotation of a GenBank genome assembly